UGUCCCUGUCCCCUGCAGGGCGGUGGCUCGGAGCAGGAGCGCUCCAAGAAGCGCCGCCGCGGUGACCGUUACUCCGUCCACACCUCGCUCAUCGUGGCCACCCUCAAGAAGAUGUUGCCCAUCGGCCUCAACAUGUGCUCGCCCGCUGACCAGGAGCUGAUCGCGCUGGCCAAGGGCCGCUACGCGCUGAAGGACACGGACGAGGAGGUUCGGGAGUUCCUGCACAACAACCUGCACCUGCAGGACAAGGUGGAGAACACGGGCAGUGCCCGCUGGCAGAUGGCCCUGGGGCUGUCCCCAGUGUCACCUGUGUCACCUGUCCCUGUCCCCAGGUGGAGAACACGGGCAGUGCCCGCUGGCAGAUGGCCCUGGGGCUGUCACAGUGUCACCUGUGUCACCUGUCCCUGUCCCCAGGUGGAGAACACGGGCAGUGCCCGCUGGCAGAUGGCCCUGGGGCUGUCACAGUGUCACCUGUGUCACCUGUCCCUGUCCCCAGGUGGAGAACACGGGCAGUGCCCGCUGGCAGAUGGCCCUGGGGCUGUCACAGUGUCACCUGUGUCACCUGUCCCUGUCCCCAGGUGGAGAACACGGGCAGUGCCCGCUGGCAGAUGGCCCUGGGGCUGUCACAGUGUCACCUGUGUCACCUGUCCCUGUCCCCAGGUGGAGAACACGGGCAGUGCCCGCUGGCAGAUGGCCCUGGGGCUGUCACAGUGUCACCUGUGUCACCUGUCCCUGUCCCCAGGUGGAGAACACGGGCAGUGCCCGCUGGCAGAUGGCCCUGGGGCUGUCACAGUGUCACCUGUGUCACCUGUCCCUGUCCCCAGGUGGAGAACACGGGCAGUGCCCGCUGGCAGAUGGCCCUGGGGCUGUCACAGUGUCACCUGUGUCACCUGUCCCUGUCCCCAGGUGGAGAACACGGGCAGUGCCCGCUGGCAGAUGGCCCUGGGGCUGUCACAGUGUCACCUGUGUCACCUGUCCCUGUCCCCAGGUGGAGAACACGGGCAGUGCCCGCUGGCAGAUGGCCCUGGGGCUGUCACAGUGUCACCUGUGUCACCUGUCCCUGUCCCCAGGUGGAGAACACGGGCAGUGCCCGCUGGCAGAUGGCCCUGGGGCUGUCACAGUGUCACCUGUGUCACCUGUCCCUGUCCCCAGGUGGAGAACACGGGCAGUGCCCGCUGGCAGAUGGCCCUGGGGCUGUCACAGUGUCACCUGUGUCACCUGUCCCUGUCCCCAGGUGGAGAACACGGGCAGUGCCCGCUGGCAGAUGGCCCUGGGGCUGUCACAGUGUCACCUGUGUCACCUGUCCCUGUCCCCAGGUGGAGAACACGGGCAGUGCCCGCUGGCAGAUGGCCCUGGGGCUGUCACAGUGUCACCUGUGUCACCUGUCCCUGUCCCCAGGUGGAGAACACGGGCAGUGCCCGCUGGCAGAUGGCCCUGGGGCUGUCACAGUGUCACCUGUGUCACCUGUCCCUGUCCCCAGGUGGAGAACACGGGCAGUGCCCGCUGGCAGAUGGCCCUGGGGCUGUCACAGUGUCACCUGUGUCACCUGUCCCUGUCCCCAGGUGGAGAACACGGGCAGUGCCCGCUGGCAGAUGGCCCUGGGGCUGUCACAGUGUCACCUGUGUCACCUGUCCCUGUCCCCAGGUGGAGAACACGGGCAGUGCCCGCUGGCAGAUGGCCCUGGGGCUGUCACAGUGUCACCUGUGUCACCUGUCCCUGUCCCCAGGUGGAGAACACGGGCAGUGCCCGCUGGCAGAUGGCCCUGGGGCUGUCACAGUGUCACCUGUGUCACCUGUCCCUGUCCCCAGGUGGAGAACACGGGCAGUGCCCGCUGGCAGAUGGCCCUGGGGCUGUCACAGUGUCACCUGUGUCACCUGUCCCUGUCCCCAGGUGGAGAACACGGGCAGUGCCCGCUGGCAGAUGGCCCUGGGGCUGUCACAGUGUCACCUGUGUCACCUGUCCCUGUCCCCAGGUGGAGAACACGGGCAGUGCCCGCUGGCAGAUGGCCCUGGGGCUGUCACAGUGUCACCUGUGUCACCUGUCCCUGUCCCCAGGUGGAGAACACGGGCAGUGCCCGCUGGCAGAUGGCCCUGGGGCUGUCACAGUGUCACCUGUGUCACCUGUCCCUGUCCCCAGGUGGAGAACACGGGCAGUGCCCGCUGGCAGAUGGCCCUGGGGCUGUCACAGUGUCACCUGUGUCACCUGUCCCUGUCCCCAGGUGGAGAACACGGGCAGUGCCCGCUGGCAGAUGGCCCUGGGGCUGUCACAGUGUCACCUGUGUCACCUGUCCCUGUCCCCAGGUGGAGAACACGGGCAGUGCCCGCUGGCAGAUGGCCCUGGGGCUGUCACAGUGUCACCUGUGUCACCUGUCCCUGUCCCCAGGUGGAGAACACGGGCAGUGCCCGCUGGCAGAUGGCCCUGGGGCUGUCACAGUGUCACCUGUGUCACCUGUCCCUGUCCCCAGGUGGAGAACACGGGCAGUGCCCGCUGGCAGAUGGCCCUGGGGCUGUCACAGUGUCACCUGUGUCACCUGUCCCUGUCCCCAGGUGGAGAACACGGGCAGUGCCCGCUGGCAGAUGGCCCUGGGGCUGUCACAGUGUCACCUGUGUCACCUGUCCCUGUCCCCAGGUGGAGAACACGGGCAGUGCCCGCUGGCAGAUGGCCCUGGGGCUGUCACAGUGUCACCUGUGUCACCUGUCCCUGUCCCCAGGUGGAGAACACGGGCAGUGCCCGCUGGCAGAUGGCCCUGGGGCUGUCACAGUGUCACCUGUGUCACCUGUCCCUGUCCCCAGGUGUGCCCAGGUGACCCCCAGGUGUGCCCAGGUGAGCACCAGGUGUGCCCAGGAGGGUUUUGCGGGUGCCCAGGUGGGGUUCAGGUGUGACCAGGUGGGAUUUGGGGGUGCCCAGGUGGGGUUUGAGGAUGCCCAGAUAGUGUUUGAGGGUACCCGGGGGAGGUUCAGGUGUGCCCAGGUGACCCCCAGGUGUGCCCAGACAGAGCACCCCUACACAUCCAAGUGUGGCACUUGGGGGGACUUGGGGAUGCUCUGGGGGGGUUCAGGUGGGUUCAGGGGGUGCCCAGGUGCCCCCAGGUGA
This is a messenger RNA of Ficedula albicollis (Collared flycatcher), 3093 nucleotides long. RefSeq lists its product as uncharacterized. The transcript is spliced from 7 exons. The coding region runs from base 112 to 3093 and encodes 993 amino acids. Gene Ontology annotation, molecular function: ryanodine-sensitive calcium-release channel activity. The record is from RefSeq and is a predicted model, not a curated record. Gene Ontology annotation, cellular component: calcium channel complex; smooth endoplasmic reticulum; sarcoplasmic reticulum membrane. NCBI's taxonomy places the organism in Eukaryota, Metazoa, Chordata, Aves, Passeriformes, Muscicapidae. Gene Ontology annotation, biological process: calcium ion transport.